This is a messenger RNA of Aethalodelphis obliquidens (Pacific white-sided dolphin), 3836 nucleotides long. RefSeq names its product SRSF protein kinase 2 (gene SRPK2). Gene Ontology annotation, cellular component: cytoplasm; nucleus. Gene Ontology annotation, biological process: intracellular signal transduction; peptidyl-serine phosphorylation; spliceosomal complex assembly. The transcript has 18 exons. The record is from RefSeq and is a predicted model, not a curated record. NCBI's taxonomy places the organism in Eukaryota, Metazoa, Chordata, Mammalia, Artiodactyla, Delphinidae. Bases 113 to 2377 code for a protein of 754 amino acids. Gene Ontology annotation, molecular function: ATP binding; protein serine/threonine kinase activity.
GAGGAAGCGGCGCUCAUGGGGAUGCAAGGAUGUAGAGGAGCAAAGGGGGAGAAGAGGCCGCGUGAGGAGAGGUGGUGUGAGACCCGCGGAGGUGCCGGCCAAGGAAGGGCGCAUGGAGAAGCGGGCGGCGCGACCCGCCGGGUGCUGGCCAUUCAGGCCCGAAAGCGGAGGCCGAAAAGAGAGAAACAUCCGAAAAAAAAUCAAGCAGAAGAUUGAGCUGCUGAUGUCAGUUAACUCUGAGAAGUCGUCCUCUUCAGAAAGGCCGGAGCCUCAGCAGAAAGCUCCCUUGGUUCCUCCACCCCCGCCCCCUCCACCACCGCCGCCUCUGGCAGACCCUGCGCCCCCGGAGCCAGAGGAGGAGAUCCUGGGGUCAGACGAUGAGGAGCAGGAGGACCCCGCAGACUACUGCAAAGGUGGCUAUCAUCCAGUGAAAAUUGGAGACCUCUUCAAUGGCCGGUAUCAUGUUAUUAGGAAGCUAGGAUGGGGACACUUCUCUACUGUCUGGCUGUGCUGGGAUAUGCAGGGAAAAAGAUUUGUUGCCAUGAAAGUUGUAAAAAGUGCCCAGCAUUAUACAGAGACAGCCUUGGAUGAAAUAAAAUUGCUCAAAUGUGUUCGAGAAAGUGAUCCCACUGACCCAAAUAAAGACAUGGUGGUACAGCUAAUCGAUGACUUCAAAAUUUCAGGCAUGAAUGGAAUACAUGUCUGCAUGGUCUUUGAAGUGCUUGGCCACCAUCUCCUCAAGUGGAUCAUAAAAUCCAACUACCAAGGCCUCCCAGUACGUUGUGUGAAGAGCAUUAUUCGACAGGUCCUUCAGGGGUUAGAUUAUCUACACAGUAAGUGCAAGAUCAUUCAUACUGACAUAAAGCCGGAAAACAUCUUGAUGUGCGUGGACGAUGCAUAUGUGAGAAGGAUGGCAGCCGAGGCCACCGAGUGGCAGAAAGCGGGCGCUCCUCCUCCUUCGGGGUCUGCAGUGAGUACUGCUCCACAGCAAAAACCUAUAGGAAAAAUAUCUAAAAACAAAAAGAAAAAACUGAAAAAGAAGCAGAAAAGGCAGGCUGAGUUAUUGGAAAAGCGCCUGCAGGAAAUAGAAGAAUUGGAGCGAGAAGCUGAAAGGAAAAUAAUAGAAGAAAACGUCACAUCAGCUGUACCUUCCAAUGAGCAAGAUGAUGAAUACCACCCAGAGGUGAAACUAAAAACAGCAGGAUUAGAGGAGGCAGCCGAGGGUGAGACUGCGAAUAACAAUGGCGAAGCUGAGGACCAGGAGGAGAAAGAAGACACUGAGAAAGAAAACACCGAGAAAGACGAAGACGAUGUUGAGCAGGAACUCGCGAAUGUAGACCCUACUUGGAUGGAAUCACCCAAAACCAAUGGCCAUAUUGAGAAUGGCCCAUUCUUACUGGAACAGCAGCUGGACGAUGAAGACGAUGAUGAGGAAGAUUGCCCAAAUCCCGAGGAAUAUAACCUCGAUGAGCCAAAUGCAGAAAGCGAUUACACAUAUAGCAGCUCCUACGAACAAUUCAAUGGUGAAUUGCCAAAUGGACGACAUAAAAUUCCUGAGUCCCAGUUUCCAGAGUUUUCCACAUCGUUGUUCUCUGGGCCCUUAGAACCUGUGGCUUGUGGCUCUGCACUUUCUGAGGGAUCCCCGCUUACCGAGCAUGAGGAAAGCAGUCCAUCCCAUGACAGAAGCAGGACGGUUUCAGCCUCCAGCACUGGGGAUUUGCCAAAAACAAAAACCCGGGCAGCCGACCUGUUGGUGAAUCCCCUGGACCCACGGAAUGCAGAUAAAAUUAGAGUUAAAAUUGCCGACCUGGGAAACGCUUGUUGGGUGCAUAAACACUUCACAGAAGACAUCCAGACGCGUCAGUAUAGAUCCAUAGAGGUUUUAAUAGGAGCAGGUUACAGUACCCCUGCUGACAUUUGGAGUACGGCGUGUAUGGCAUUUGAGCUGGCAACGGGAGAUUAUUUGUUUGAACCGCAUUCUGGGGAAGACUAUUCCAGAGACGAAGACCACAUAGCCCACAUCAUAGAGCUGCUAGGCAGUAUCCCAAGGCACUUUGCUCUGUCUGGAAAAUAUUCUCGGGAAUUCUUCAAUCGCAGAGAUCACAUAGCAUUGAUCAUUGAACUGCUGGGGAAAGUCCCUCGAAAAUACGCUAUGUUGGGGAAAUAUUCCAAGGAGUUUUUCACCAGAAAAGGAGAGCUGCGGCACAUCACCAAGCUGAAGCCCUGGAGCCUCUUUGAUGUACUUGUGGAAAAGUAUGGUUGGCCCCAUGAAGAUGCUGCACAGUUUACAGAUUUCCUGAUCCCAAUGUUAGAAAUGGUUCCAGAAAAACGAGCCUCAGCGGGCGAAUGCCUUCGGCACCCUUGGUUGAAUUCUUAGCAGAUUCUGCACACACGCAUUCUGAGCUGGCACAUGUUGUCCAGUGCAUUGGCCCUAAAGGGGGACUCUCGUUCUUAACAGGAUUACAAGUGAGCUGGCUUCAUCCUCAGACCUUUUAUUUUGCUUUGAGGUACUGUCGUUUGACAUUUUGCUUUUUUGUGCACUGUGAUCCUGGGGAAGGGCAGUCUUUUGUCUUCAGCUUAGUAGUUACUGACCCACUUUACUUCUGGAAACAAUAACAUGUCUCUAAGCAUUGUUUCUUGUGUUGUGUGACAUUCAAAUGUCAAUUUUUUUUGAACGAAGAAUACUUUCCUCCUUGUGUUUUGGCAGGUUUUGUAACUAUUUAUGAAGAAGUAUUUUAGCUGAGUACUAUAUAAUUUACAAUCUUAAGAAAUUAUCAAGUUGGAACCAAGAAAUAGCAAGGAAAUGUACAAUUUGAUCUUCUGGCAAAGGGACAUCAUUCCUGUAUUAUAGUGUAUGUAAAUGCACCCUGUAAAUGUUAAUUUCCAUUAAAUAUGGGAUGGGGACUCAAAUUUCAGAAAAGCUACCCAGUCUUGAGUGCUUUGUAGCCUAAGUUGCAUGUAAUGGACUUUAACUGCUCCGAGGAGUUGUGCAAACUUUUCAUUCCGUGACAGUCCUUUUGCAUUGGAUUUUAAACAACUGGCUCUGGGUUAUAUCAUUCCCUAUAUGGCACUUUAUACAAAGAAAAGACAUGCUUCUCAUUCUAAACUACGUAUUAUAGUUUAGCACUCCCAUUCAUAUUUUUGCAUAUUUUAAAUUAAAGGUACUUUUAAGGAAAAAGAGCAAUUUCCCUUUAAAAAUGUGGUAGCCUGGUACCAUGUGGUGUUGCCUCCUCCAAGCCCUGUAAGUUAAACUCUACAUAGAUUAAAUUGGACAAGAGAAACAUGUUCAGUGUGUGGAGUGAAAAAAUAUAUUGUUUUGGAAAAGCUUGCUCGUGUUUGUCUAGAACCAAGGUAUGAUAUGUACAAUUUACAGUGCAGUGGGCAGAAUACUAACAUCUCAGAGGUAACAGGGAUUGCAUUCAUUCCAGGGACAGUUUAGUGUGUGGCUACAACACAUUUUACUAGCUUUUUCAUUGUCUUUCCAUGCGUUGAAGUUGAGAAAAUGAUUUUUUCCCUUUGCAGAUUGCACACAAUUUUGUUUAUGCAUUUCCUUAAAACUGUAGAAUCCAGAACACAGACCAUAGUAGGCAAUACAAUUUUAGAAUGUAAUAUAUAGAGGUACAUUUAGCCUCUUUUAGAAAUCAAUGGAUUGAAUUUUUUUUGUUUUACAUUCCUCAAGGUGCCUCGUUUUUCUUGACUUUGUCCAUUAACAUUUAUCCAUAUGCCUUUGCAAUAACUAGAUUGUGAAAAGUUAACAAGUGUUGUAACAAUAAUCCGUUGUUUGAGGUGCUUGCAGUUGUCUUAAAAAUUAAAGUGUUUUGGGUUUCUUUUCCAGA